AGAGGACCCGACAUACAGGAACGUCGACGAGGCCCUGGCACCCCAAUCUACCGUGUCCACGAGCUUGAGUGAUGUUGAGGCAAGUGCAAGCGUCAUCCUUCUUCCCUGACACUGAAGGCGACGAGUCCAGCAUUCGACCGACACGGAAAGCCACGCAACUGCGCGAGUCGUCGGUCCGAGAUGAGAGCACCGCCCCACUCAUUUCACUACGUCAGAACACGACCUCCCGAGAGAACGACCCGAAUGCAUUUUCAUCGAGUGUGGCGUACGUUGGCGAGAUUGAAUUUCCAGCGACAAGAACGAUUCUUUGGGAUCGUCGACCGCUGUCAGAACCUCAGGUCGUCCAUGCAGAUGACGCCUUCAUCCCUACUGCCUCAAUCACCCACUCUACCCUGACUUCCAUCCUCAACUCCGUCGGGAACGCCACAGGCGACUUGGGUUUCAUUGGGUACGUUUCGUUCUCUGAAGUCUUAUCUUCGAACAAGUGGAAGCUUCAAGUCGACUCGUUCACUUGUGGUGCCUUGCCGUCCACUAAAGCGGGUUUCUGCAUUGGUGUUUAUUCGAGGUCGGCAGAUUCAAACAUGGACCAAGCCACACCAUGGCAUGCUGCAUUAGCUCAAGGCUUUGAUAAGAUGCUUGAAGCAAACAAACACUACAUAUCGUCUAAUCUUUCCUCCUAUUUAUCGCUUCAGCUGAUCGUGACAUGCAUUUCAUCAGCCCACUUGGAUGUCCAACUCAACGCUCUUAGUCCAUCGACGUCGAUGAAAAUGAUUCCGAUCCGCAACUUGCCUCUCCUUCUGACGCCAUUGGCCAAACUGUUGAUGAAGGCAAGCUCGAAUAUCCCUCAAUGGUGGGGGUACGUUACCUUGGAUAAGACGCGAAAAGUUGUGCCCUUGCUACAGUCUGACCCCCUGGCCUCCACACGACCGUUGGUUGGAAUAUGGGUGCGAACGACCUUCCAGUCGCACGUAUAUUUGGCGUCGUAUUUGUUCGGUCUGCACUCAUCCUCCCGCCACAAGCUGUGGAUUGCGCCAAGGACGUUUCUCUUGGUCAAAUACCCCCUCGAAUCCAUGCAAUGGCUGCCAGAAUUCUUCGAGUGCACGCUAUCUGACACAAUGACUCCGGAAUUUUGUACUGCGCGACAAUCCUACGUACAUAGUGGUUCCGAUGCACCGCUGGAGCUUUCGAUGUCGCGAAGUGUGUUUCCAACUGCGCUGCCUGCAAUGCAGGAUGCCGUUGGGGAGGUCAUUGCACCGCCAAUUGUUCCAUGGAAUGCCGACCCAACCAGAGCUGAAGACCUUACGGUCAACACCCCGAUGGAAGCAUCGUCCUUUGACAUGCCUACACCAGUCCCCCAACCGCAUCUGCCAAUGCCACAUCCGCACAGGAAGCCGAUGUUGCCCCAGGUCAAUAUCGUCGAGUCCGUUCAAGAGGCCAACGGAACAAUCAAUCGGGAGUCCGACCUUGUGGCCCUCUUGAAGAAGCAAACCCUCAUCAUUGACGCUAUGCAAUUGGAAAUCAAAUCAUUGCAAAAUCAACUGAAAGCGCUGUCCGAGGCGAAAAAAGAUGUGUGCACCGUUAGCACGAACACGUCGUUCCUUGCCGAACCAGAGACACAUGAAUUUCCUCGCAGCACAUGUGACUCGGACAACGAGAGCGACGCCGACGACGCGGCAUCGAGUGCCCCCCCUUUGGUUGGCAAUGCUAUCGAUUCAGCCGUGACGGCUCAACGUGCACCACCAGUCGCAUCACCGACAAGCGACUUUGACGUACCGCGUAUUCGUAUUCCAGCUGCUGCCGCUGUGGGCGAGUCGGACGACGACAUGUCUGAAAUCGACGCGAAGUACCUCCGAUUGUUGAAAUGAAACAAGACUGAUUCGCAUUGAUGAUGGCAUUCGUGUU
Aphanomyces invadans is the source of this 1902-nucleotide messenger RNA. RefSeq lists its product as hypothetical. Gene Ontology annotation, biological process: smoothened signaling pathway; centrosome duplication; protein localization to centrosome. Gene Ontology annotation, cellular component: centrosome; centriole. NCBI's taxonomy places the organism in Eukaryota, Oomycota, Saprolegniomycetes, Saprolegniales, Verrucalvaceae. The transcript is spliced from 7 exons. The record is from RefSeq and is a predicted model, not a curated record. Bases 72 to 1865 code for a protein of 597 amino acids.